Molecule: messenger RNA, 3824 nt
Organism: Toxoplasma gondii ME49
Lineage: Eukaryota; Apicomplexa; Conoidasida; Eucoccidiorida; Sarcocystidae
Exons: 13
Coding region: 606-3620 (1004 amino acids)
Source: RefSeq, a predicted model, not a curated record
CGGGGGGGCUGGAGAGCGCUGUGAACGACGCCGGUUGUUCGGGGCUGCAGCACGCGAAUUCGCGCGCGCGUGGAGGGCUCUUCGCCGAUACACUCAAAAACGCCCGGUAUUCCGUUUUUUCUCGCGAAUUUCUCCUGUUGGCUUCUCAGACAUUUCCGACACUUGCUUAUUCUCCUCGAUAUUCUGUCUACGGGAAAAGCCUCUGCCGUCGCUCCUCGCGGUUUCCCUGGGGAUUUGAGUCCGUAGAAGAAGAUGUGCUGCACGUUACCAUUCGCUGUCUCCUCCGCCUCCGUGGUGUCUCCGCUUCUCCGUCCUUCUUCUUUCUCUCCGUUGGUCUCUUUCUCGCAUUGAUCCUGCGUCGUCUCCCACAGAGCGUCCUUGUCCCUUGCCUAAAAACUCGCGUCGACCAGAUUCCACUUGUGGCUCGCGGUCCUUCUGCGCCUCCCCGGUCUCCCCCGUCGCUGUCUUCCCCCCCCCCCUGUCCUCUGUGUUUCGUCCUUCCUCUCUUUUCCUCUUUCUUCGCCCGUCGUGCAUCUCUACGACUUUUGCGGCCUCCCUGCUCCUUCCUCCUCCCCCGCCUUCCCUCCCCGUCUCCGGUGCCCCAGAUGGCGGGGACGGCCGGUGUCGUCCGGCUGCGGAAGGCGGCCUUGUGUUUCCCUCGAGCCGCGUCUGUCGAGACAAGGAAGAUUUCCUUCAACUCUCGCCUCCGUAAACGUUCACAGAGAACUCAGAGACUCGUCUCAGAACUCCCAGACGCAAAAGGGUGUAGACGGGAAGAGCCGCUUACUUCUGAUGGCUUUUUUCCAGUGGCGGGUGAAGCAUACCCGAGAGUUGGAAUGCAAAGACACUACGAUGGACAGAUCGUUCCACGCUGUAUUUGGACCUCUACUUCCUCGGCCCGUCCUUCGCACUCUUCUCCCUCCAACGGGCUCGCAUCCUCUUCCGUCUGUUAUUUCUCUCUCUCCGGCGUCGAGUCCUCCCUUCCUACUUCUGUCUCUCCUUGUUUCUAUCGUUCGGACCCCACCAGUGCGGAUGCGUCCCCACAUUUGCUUUCUCUCUCCCCUUUUCGCUCUCCGGCCUCGAGGUGUUUCUCCGCUUUCAAGGCCUCGUCGAGUCCUUUGUUCUUUUCUUCUCCCUCGGGUAUGGCGUCUCGCCGUUCGUGUGUGUCUCGUCCUAAAGCCUCUCUCUUCGUAGCCGAUGAGAAGUUUCUUUUCUGGAAUUCCGGAGAGAAAGGGUCGAGAACGGCGUCUUCUCUCCCGCGCGCCUCAUCCGCAUCUUCUCCUGACUCUUCGUCUCUGCUCACCUCUCUCUCGCCUGCUUCUCCCCCUUUCUGCUCGGCUCGUCUGCAUUUGAGCCCAAAUUCGUCUUCAGCGUUGGCUUCCUUCGUUUCUUCGUCUCCUUCGUCUUCUGUUUUUUCGUCUGCACUGUGUCUGCCGUCUGCUGCCUGUUCUUCGCGUCUCCUUCGCGGGAACCGAGCGCUGCACAGCUACGGGGCACCGCCGCCGAGGGUGUCUCCGACACAUCGGCAUGUGUCUCCGCGGGAUGCAGAGGUGCCUUUCUCACGCCUAUUCUCUCCUUUCAACCCCAAACUGAAGUCUCCUUUCCAGGCCCUGGCUCGCCCUGAGUGGCGCCGGGGCCCACAGGUGUCUCCGUUGUCUCCAGCGUCUCCUUCGAGCACUGACGCGCAAGCUGCGCAGAGGCGGAGUCGGGAGGAGGAGCGCGAGGCCGGCGGCGAGGACGACGUGCUCAUCGAAGAAGCCCUAUGGUGGGUGAGGCAGACGCGACAAAUAACGGUUGAGGUCGUCGACCAGUGGACAGAAAGUUUUCACUUUCUCUACCGGAAAAAAAAGCAUGCCGAGCUCAUCGCGAUUUUGGACGACGCGCUGCACCUGGUACCGUGUCUCCGACCCGCCGAAAUCGCCAUGCUCGCAAAUCACGCGAGUCGGUUGAUUCCUCUGAAAGCUCAGAGACUCCCUCAACGCAGAGAGAGGCGGCCCGGCUGCCUUUUGGACUCUGAAAAGGAGGCGGCUGAGAAACGCGCGAAACGUUGGUGGGGUGUCUUUGGAGACGCGAUUUCUCAUCUCCUCCACGACGCAGAUGGCCAGCACAUCUCCCUCAUUCUCAAUGCUUUCUCGUCGGCCAAAGUUUUCCACCACGAAACUCUUCUCGCCUGUCUCAGCCGCGAAACAGCCGCCUGGGCUCCUCACAACUCCCUCCGCAACACAGCCGUGAUCUUGAACGCCAUGGCAAGGCUGAACAUGAGAGACCGAGAGGCGCUCGACAGCAGCUGUCUCCGCCUUCAGAGUGAGGCGAAGAACCUCAACCACAUCGACUGUGCGAUGGCGCUCAACGCCGCAGCGCGCCUGGGCUACAGAGAACUCCAGUUCUACUCGGUUCUUGGCGAUGCCGCUGUUCAACAUUGUUCUCGGAUGAAUGAGCACAACAUUUCCAUGAUUCUCUGGGCCUUCGGAGCCGUCGGCGUGCGUCACCAGACGCUGAUUGGAGAAUUCAUCGACCAGCUUCUCCGCAUCAGCAGCUCGCGAGUGAUUCAUGCCAAUUACGUCGCCUCCAUUCUGGGCCCUCUCGGCAAUCUUCGCGUGGAACAUUCCCGCAUGAAACUUCUCGUGGAUGUCCUUGUGAAGCCGAACAUCGAGAAAUUCGAGCCCGUCGACGCCAUUCUUGUUUGCACAGCGCUGAGCCGUCUCGGAUUCCGAGUUUCGCAGUCUCCUGUCGCUUCCCAGCUCUUAACGCAUGCAGGCCGUCUGGUGGCAACCAAUGUGUUCGCCUCUCCGAGUCAUCACAUCCUUCAUCUCGCAGUCGCGGCUGGUCUCUUGGAGGCGUUCACCAUGACGGCGUUUUGGAGUGACAUCAGCGGAGGCCUCGCAGCCACCCUCCGGUCCACUGUCUCCUCGGCAGAGAUCGCAAACGCAGUUCUUCCGUUGGUUCGCGUCGUCGGGACCCCCGUCUGGCGAGCGCCGCUCUUUCAGGUCGCCGUCACGGCGAUGGCGGCGCAGGACCAGUCGCAGUGGACCCCGCGAGAUGUUGCAAACUUCACGUUUGCUCUUGGCAAGAUUUCCGGCGAGCACGGAGAAGACCCGGUAGAUCCCUCUGUCUUUCGAGCUUCUGGAGACAACAGCGCGGCUCCACAGAAGCGAAACGCCGAGGCAGGCGGACACUCCAGACGUCAGCUAAUCAGAGACCUCUGUGAAUUUGCCACUCGAGAAAUGGAUCGCUUCAAUCCGUGUGACAUCGUGAGACUCCUCCAAGGUCUGGCUUGUCUCGACUACCGCCACGAGGGAGUUCUCGCCUCCGUUUCGCGUCGUCUUCAGCAUGCUGAUGGCAGUUCUCCGACCGAGGCAGAAGGAUUUCCUUUCCACGUUCAGCGAGCUAUUGCAGAGGCCCUUCUAAAGCUCGAAGCCUCUCAUGCAUGCUCGCGCGACUGGAUCGACGGCCUCCGCAGCCAUCAAGCCGCUCUGGGGCACAAGGGCGGGGGGAAGGAAGGCGGGCCGGGAGAGUUUCUUUCUGGUGUUUCGUCUUCGUGCUUUCGAGUGGAGGAAGUGUCGAGUUCUUCGGCGCCUCCAGUGUACCACCAGCGAACGCAUGCAGUCAGCCGCCGGUGACCUUCGCUCCUCUGUCGGCCUUGGCGUUAAGGCGACGUCACGGAGAUAAUGACAGAUGAUUCGCCAUUCUGGAGGAACCGCACCGCUCACAAUGUCGUCGGAGUUACGCCAAGUAGUAAAUGAUCCACAGCGUGCAGACUGUGGAGAUUUCCACCUUCCAUUGUUUCACGUAUACUUACAUAUUUACAUCAAUGUACAUACACU